Messenger RNA from Conger conger (European conger), 816 nucleotides. It is a transcript of the gene hoxa1a, whose product is annotated as homeobox A1a. Bases 1 to 816 code for a protein of 271 amino acids. NCBI's taxonomy places the organism in Eukaryota, Metazoa, Chordata, Actinopteri, Anguilliformes, Congridae. The record is from RefSeq and is a predicted model, not a curated record. Gene Ontology annotation, cellular component: nucleus. Gene Ontology annotation, biological process: regulation of transcription by RNA polymerase II. The transcript has 2 exons. Gene Ontology annotation, molecular function: DNA-binding transcription factor activity, RNA polymerase II-specific; RNA polymerase II cis-regulatory region sequence-specific DNA binding.
AUGAGCAGCUUCUUAGAUUACUCCGUGACGAGCGGAGACGGCACGGCCUGUGCCGCCGGAGCGCUUUAUCCAGAUCACAGAGCGACUGCUUCCCCAUCUUGCGCUGUCACGGCUAAUAACCGUGUGGAUGGUGAGCGUCUUAUCGCGGCCAGGGGGUCAUCUGGUGCCCUCGCGCCUCUUCCACAGCAGCCGGGGUCCUACCAGCCGCAAGGCCCCUUGGGUAUUACAUAUGCCACCCACCACGGCGGUGGCUCCAGCUACGGUCAGUACGCGCUGAACCCGGAGCUCGACUCCUGCGCCGGGAACCGGCCCUGCGGCUCUAUCGUUUACUCCGGGACAUUUGAUCCACGUGGCUGCGGCGGAGGCGCAUCCCUGAACCAACUCCAGGGCACCCGCGCCGCGUACGGGCACGAGCAGCCCGGUCCGUGCUGCUCGCCGCUGUCCGCGUGCCCCGCUCCGGCGCAGACCUUCCGCUGGAUGAAAGUGAAGAGAACCGGCAGGCCCCCCCCCAGCGCGGUCCGGACCAACUUCAGCACGCGGCAGCUGACGGAGCUCGAGAAAGAGUUCCACUUCAACAGGUACCUGACGCGCGCGCGGCGCGUGGAGAUCGCGGCGGCGCUGCAGCUGAACGAGACGCAGGUGAAGAUCUGGUUCCAGAACCGGCGCAUGAAGCAGAAGAAACGCGAGAGGGACGGGCAGCUGCCCCAGCGCCCGUCCGGACCGGCGGAGACCGAGGGGAAGGCGGGGGACGCCCUCCAAAAGGCGCUCUCUGCCCGACGCACGCCAUCGCCAGCUUCGCCCACGGGAUCCGCCUAG